Messenger RNA from Heteronotia binoei (common prickly gecko), 1597 nucleotides. RefSeq names its product DMRT like family A2 (gene DMRTA2). The transcript has 2 exons. Gene Ontology annotation, biological process: germ cell development; sex differentiation; regulation of transcription by RNA polymerase II. The record is from RefSeq and is a predicted model, not a curated record. NCBI's taxonomy places the organism in Eukaryota, Metazoa, Chordata, Lepidosauria, Squamata, Gekkonidae. Gene Ontology annotation, molecular function: DNA-binding transcription factor activity, RNA polymerase II-specific; protein binding; RNA polymerase II cis-regulatory region sequence-specific DNA binding. Gene Ontology annotation, cellular component: nucleus. The coding region runs from base 41 to 1597 and encodes 518 amino acids.
CCUUGGCCUUCCUUGACCUGGCCUCUCCCUCCCUGCUAGGAUGGAGCUGAGGUCUGAGAUGCCCAAUGUGCCCUCGGCGCCGCCUUCGGUGCCUCCCAGUUCGGUGGCUGCAGCCGCGGCGGCCGCAGCGGCCAGCCUGCCGGUGAGUGUGGCCGGGAGUCUGCUGCGGGCGCCGCCGUUGCUCCUGCGAGCGGCCGAGAAGUACCCCCGCACGCCCAAGUGCGCUCGCUGCCGCAACCACGGCGUGGUGUCGGCGCUCAAGGGCCACAAGCGCUACUGCCGCUGGAAAGACUGCCUGUGCGCCAAGUGCACACUCAUCGCCGAGCGCCAGCGCGUCAUGGCCGCCCAAGUGGCGUUGCGCCGGCAGCAGGCGCAGGAGGAGAACGAAGCCCGCGAGCUGCAGCUGCUCUAUGGCACUGCGGAGGGGCUGGCUCUGGCCGCCGCCAACGGCAUCAUCCCGCCCCGGCCUGCCUAUGAGGUCUUCGGCUCGGUGUGCACCACAGACGGAGGCGCGGGGGGCUCAGACUCCAAGCUGCAGAAAUUCGACCUCUUCCCCAAGACGCUGCUUCCCAACCGGGCCGUGACUCCGCAACAGGCCAAGCCCUUGUCGCCGGAUGGGGCGGAUGGCGGGCCAGGCACCUCGUCGCCAGAGCCCCCGCGCCACAGCUGCGCCUCGGGCUCGGAGAACGGCGACGGCGAGUCCUCCCUCAGCUCGCCCGCCUCCAAAGGCGCCAAAGACGGCGGCGGCGGCGGCGGCGGCGAGGAGGAGAGCCCGGGCUCCAUCAGCCCUCUGGGCUCGGAUUCCGGCUGCUCGGAGGUGGAGCGGGAAGAGAGCGGCGCCCAGUCGCCCAGCCUGGCCGCCGCAGUAAUGGCUGCAGGGGGCAGCCGACAGCAGCGGACGCCACUGGACAUCCUAACGCGCGUCUUUCCCGCGCACAAGCGCAGCGUGCUGGAGCUGGUGCUGGCCGGGUGCGGCGGGGACGUGGUGCAGGCCAUCGAGCAGAUCCUCAACAACCACCACCGAGGAGGCGCCGGCAGCCCAGGCCAGGCUCUGGCCGCUGCCUCGGGCGGGGCGGACAAGGCGAGCGACGAGAGCUGGUCGCGGGCGGCGGGGGACGCGCCGGGGACUCUGGGCAGCCUGCAGUCUUCGCCCGCCGGCGCCGCCUCGCACCAUCGCCCCCUGCUGGCCGGCGCCAUGACGCCCGCCAUCGGCGCGCUCGGCAGCCGCUCGGCCUUCUCGCCUCUGCAGCCCAACGCCACCCACUUUGGGGCGGCCGCGGCGGCCGAGGCCAGCGCUUACCCGCUGGGCACGCACCUCGGCCUGAGCCCGCUGCGCCUGGCCUACUCGGCGGCGGCGGCGCACAGCAGGGGCCUGGCCUUCAUGACGCCCUACUCCACCGCCGGGCUCAUGCCCACGCUGGGCUUCCGGCCGCCCAUGGAGUACGCCUUCAGCGACCUCAUGCGCGACAGGUCCGCCGCCGCCGCCGCCGCCGCUGCAGCCGCCGCCGCCGCCGCCGCCGCCAGCGCGCACAAGGAGCAGGCCUACCCCAGCGGGCUCUACGGGCCUCUGGUCAGCAGCGCCCCGGAGAAGCAGUAG